AUGUCCAAUGCAUCCAUGCCAAGGGAAAUGGUUGAGAAGGAAUUUUGCAUUCACUUUGUUACAUCAUCACCACAUGCUACACCCUUGGAGCUCAUGAAUGGUGUGUCAAAAUCUGUAAGGAAAACAAUGGAGGAGGGAGUCAUCACCUGGGACUGCAAGUACAAAGCAGAGGUCAUGCUCAUUGAAUACAAUGUUUUCAUUGCAGGAGACAAUCCAAUGCAGGCAGAGGAGUGCAGCCAUGCAGGACUUCAUUGCAACUACUUCUGCGGGACAUGUAAUGUUGGUGGAACAAAUCAAGAGAAGAUGUCUGACUCUGGCUAUAUGAAUCUAUUUGAGUGUGGUGAACUCUGCACCCCUGAAAGAACAUUAGCAGAGAUCAAGAAGCAGGUGGAGUUGGCUAAGCUGCCUGGGGGGACAGAGAAACUCAAGGGUGCAGUUGCCAGUUCUGGCAUAUGUGACCCAGUGUCAAUGUCUAUCAUAAACCAUUUAUUGGAGCUUGGGAAGCAGUUGAGAAAGUGCAAGGCAGGAGUACCAGCCAAGCCUGAAGCAGAGGUUCAGGUGAAGCUGGAAAAGGAAUUUGAACUGGCAUUGGGUGGACUGUCUCUUGAUGACCAUAUAAAUCCACUUCUUGGAAUGCCUGGUGUCAACAUCCAUCAGGAUACACCCACAGAAAUCCUCCACACUAUUCUUCUUGGUAUUGUUAAAUACUUCUGGGGACUGACUACCUAUAUUCUUGAGAAGGCCCAACAACUCAACCUCUUCAAGGCACAUGCUGGAGUCCAUUAA
Pisolithus orientalis is the source of this 786-nucleotide messenger RNA. RefSeq lists its product as uncharacterized. NCBI's taxonomy places the organism in Eukaryota, Fungi, Basidiomycota, Agaricomycetes, Boletales, Pisolithaceae. Bases 1 to 786 code for a protein of 261 amino acids. The record is from RefSeq and is a predicted model, not a curated record. The transcript has 3 exons.